Molecule: messenger RNA, 3366 nt
Organism: Ipomoea nil (Japanese morning glory)
Lineage: Eukaryota; Viridiplantae; Streptophyta; Magnoliopsida; Solanales; Convolvulaceae
Product: phototropin-2-like
Exons: 24
Coding region: 292-3114 (940 amino acids)
Biological process (GO): protein phosphorylation
Cellular component (GO): nucleus; plasma membrane; cytoplasm
Molecular function (GO): protein serine/threonine kinase activity; ATP binding
Source: RefSeq, a predicted model, not a curated record
AAGUGCCAGAGCGCGAGAAGCGGUUAAGAGUUGGAAAGUUGCAGCAAAGCAAAGCAACGCAGAGGCAGAGUGUGAGUGGUGAAGAGAUACCAACAAAUUUGAUAAAGACCACAUUUUUUGUUACAUUAUGGCACUAUUUGGAGUCCCCAUUUUUUUGUGUGAACAUUAUCUUCCCAAUAUCUUCUCUUUCUGGUUCUCAACAAAGCCUCCAAAUUCAACACACUUCCCUAUAGCUGUUACCCAGCUCUACUGUUCUUGCCACUUAAACAUGCAAAUAUAAUCUCCAGUGAAAUGGAAUCUUCAAGUGCUGCUGAUAAAUACCAAAGGCAAUCAAUUGAGGUGUUUGAGCCAGCAUCGAGUCGUGAUAUUAGUAGGAAAGAGGGUGUGGAGGUGAGAGAGCUUAAAGUUGAAGGAGAGGUGUCUGAGAAUUCGAUAUCCAACAAGGAUCCGAUUGGGAAGUGGAUGGCUUUUGAAGCGGAGACUAGCAAAGCUGGGAGUGAUGUUAAAAGAAUCGAAUCUAGCAUUGCACAAAGGACUGCAGAAUGGGGAUUAACGGUGAGGAUGGAUGUGGGGGAAGGUAGCUUCCAUGCAAUUCCAAAGAUUUCGUUUGGAGAAGGGGAAAGAAACAAGAACUCGUUGGAGAGGUUCUCGACAGCUGAAUCAACAAGGACAUCAGAGUCGUCAAAUUAUGGAACGGAUAUGCCUCGUGUAUCUCAGGAACUUAAGGAUGCUUUGGCAACACUUCAGCAGACAUUUGUUGUCUCCGAUGCCACUAAACCAGAUUGUCCUAUUAUGUAUGCUAGCAGUGGCUUCUUUACAAUGACCGGUUAUUCUUCAAAAGAGGUUGUUGGAAGGAAUUGCCGCUUCCUGCAGGGCCCUGAUACAGACCCGAACGAAGUAGACAAAAUACGGACCGCUGUAAAAACCGGGAAAAGCUACUGUGGCAGGCUCUUGAACUACAAGAAGGACGGGACUCCUUUUUGGAAUAUGCUAACCGUCACUCCCAUAAAAGACGAGAAUGGAAACACAAUCAAAUUUAUCGGAAUGCAGGUAGAGGUAAGCAAAUACACUGAAGGAGUUGUUGACAAGACAUUGCGACCGAAUGGAUUGCCUCAGUCAUUGAUUCGAUAUGAUGCUCGCCAGAAGGAAAAUGCUUUAGGUUCGAUUACUGAAGUUGUACAAACCGUAAAGAAUCCACGAUCAAGUGCAAAAUCUACAAGUCAGGAUGCAAAGCAAAUGGAGUUUAUGCUUCCUAGAUUGGCUGAAACUGAAAGCAUUGGUACACCUAGUUCACAAACCCCUCAAUGGGAUCCCAAUUUAUCUCGGCAGGACUCUGAUAAAAAGUCUAGAAAAUCAACACGCGUUUCUUUGAUGGGGUCCAAAGGAAGGUCUUCAAGCAGUGCAGGCCCGACCAAAAGCCAACAAAUUACAGAGCCUGAAAUUUUAAUGACGGAAGAGAUACUUGAAAUUUGGGAGCGAGCUGAAAGAGAAAGGGAUAUACGCCAAGGGAUUGACCUUGCAACCACACUGGAGCGAAUUGAAAAGAAUUUUGUGAUUACAGAUCCUAGAAUUCCCGAUAAUCCAAUUAUAUUUGCAUCCGAUAGCUUUCUUGAGCUGACAGAGUACACACGUGAAGAAAUUUUGGGAAGAAACUGCCGAUUUCUUCAAGGGCCUGAAACGGAUCAAUCAACUGUUCAAAGGAUAAGAGAUGCCAUCAAAGAACAAAGAGAAAUAACGGUCCAGUUAAUUAAUUAUACUAAGAGUGGAAAAAAGUUCUGGAAUUUGUUUCACUUGCAACCAAUGCGUGACCAGAAGGGAGAAUUGCAAUACUUCAUUGGCGUUCAGUUAGAUGGAAGUGAUCAUGUAGAACCACUUAGGAACCGCCUCUCAGAGCAAACUGAGCUACAAAGUGCUAAGUUGGUAAAAGCUACCGCAGAAAAUGUUGAUGAAGCUGUUAGAGAACUUCCUGACGCCAACUUGAGACCAGAAGACUUAUGGUCUAUGCACUCUCAGUCUGUCUUUCCUAGGCCUCAUAGCAAGAACAGUACUUCAUGGGCAGCAAUACAAAAGAUCACUGCAACUGGUGAAAAAAUUGGCCUCAAUCAUUUUAAACCUGUGCGGCCAUUGGGAUGUGGAGAUACUGGAAGUGUCCAUUUGGUGGAACUAAAAGGUACAGGUGAACUCUAUGCUAUGAAGGCAAUGGAUAAAUCCAUAAUGCUCAACCGCAACAAGGUUCAUCGAGCAUGCAUCGAAAGAGAAAUCAUUGCUCUCCUUGACCAUCCUUUCCUUCCAACACUUUACUGCUCCUUUCAGACGUCUACACAUGUCUGCUUGAUAACGGACUUCUGUCCUGGAGGAGAGUUAUUCGCAUUGCUUGACAAACAACCCAUGAAAAUGUUUAAAGAGGACUCUGCGAGGUUCUAUGCUGCAGAGGUUUUAAUUGGCUUGGAAUACCUUCACUGCUUAGGAAUCGUAUACAGGGAUUUGAAACCUGAAAACAUUCUAAUUCAGGCUGAUGGGCAUGUUGUGCUAACUGACUUCGAUUUAUCCUUUAAGACGACAUGUAAACCCCAAGUAAUAAAGCACGCUCCUCCCAAAGGUAGAAGGCCAUCUAAGAGCACUCCGCCACCAACAUUUGUUGCAGAACCAGUUUCGCAGUCGAAUUCAUUCGUUGGGACUGAAGAGUACAUUGCUCCAGAAAUUAUAACCGGUGCUGGUCACAGCAGUGCUAUUGAUUGGUGGGCUCUAGGUAUUUUGCUGUAUGAGAUGUUGUAUGGGCGCACGCCAUUUAGAGGAAAGAAUAGGCAAAAGACAUUUGCCAACAUCUUAAACAAAGAUCUUACCUUCCCAAGCAGCAUUCAGGUGAGCCUGGCUGCAAGGCAAUUGAUUCACGCAUUGUUAAAUAGAGAUCCUGCAUGCCGUUUGGGAUCAAAUAGCGGUGCAAAUGAGAUCAAACAACAUCCUUUCUUCCGGGAAAUAAACUGGCCUCUCAUCCGAUGCAUGAGCCCACCUCCACUAGACGCGCCUCUUCAGUUAAUUGGAAAGGAAACAAACACUAAUGAUGUAGACUGGAAUGAUGAGGGAGUGCUUGUUCAUCCCAUGGACUUCUUCUAGAGGGCUUUGUUUUCCCAAGAUGGGGACUUUGUUCUACUCUAUGCAUGAACUACUAUAUAAUUGCAUGUUCCCACAAAAGAGGAACAUCAUUAGACGAAGUUGAGGAGUUUUACAUUGUACAGAGCUGAUUUUAGCAAUGUUAAUCUAUAUAUACUCCAUUUUUCUUCUUUCAAGCUUUAUUUGGUUCUCCCUCUUCGAAGGACUUGAAGAAGAGAUGUAAAGUAGCCGGCAAUAAACAGUAGAUAUCCACUA